AUCAUCGUCCUUCUUUGUCCUCUUCCUUAUCAGGGCGCAAUAAACUUGUUGAUGGCUGUUUAUAAGAAGGAGUUUAGGUCUUUGGGAGGGUAUCUGACUGAUGCAAGCCAGCCAAACCUUGGCAGGGUAGAAUCUUUUAUUCAGGCGGUAGGAUCAUAUGAAGAUAAGAUAUUCCAAAAGAGAUCUCGCUUACAUCAGAGACAAUCUGAAAGAAUCAAGCGUGAUAAGGCGCAGGCAAAAAGAGGAGAUGACUCUACACCUCAAGCUGAACCGAACUCUCUUGUUCCAGUAGCUCGAUUCCAUGGUUCUCGUCUAGCUGCGGGUCUUUCACCUUCUCCCUAUCAACAAGGAGGAGCUUCAAAAUCUUGUAGACCUGAUCAGCUUGGGCAGGCCACCUCUGGUCUUUCCAUCCUUGACAUUAAGAAUGAGCAGUCUGAGACUUCUGAUGCUAAAAGGACUGUUGUCCGUGCGCAAAAAGUAUCACGUUUGAGUUCCGAGGCCACGAUAGGAUCUGCAAUAGUUGAAGCUGAGAAUAGCCUUGAAAUUGAAGUUUCUGAAAACAAGGAAGAACUGAAAACAAAGCUAAACAAGUUGCUCCGUGACAAGAAUGAUAUUUUCAAUUCAGAGAAUCCUGAAGAAGACAAGGUCUGAAAAUUAACAUCACUUUUCACUCCUUGG
Molecule: messenger RNA, 678 nt
Organism: Nicotiana tabacum (common tobacco)
Lineage: Eukaryota; Viridiplantae; Streptophyta; Magnoliopsida; Solanales; Solanaceae
Source: RefSeq, a predicted model, not a curated record